GCUUACAUAACUCCUGUGUGUGUGUGUGUGUGCGAAGUUAAGGAUCUGGUCAAAGGAAACACAAUGCUCCGUCUGAUUUUGCUGUAUUUGUCGGGGUUGUUAUGUUUCGCACCUGUGCGCUCGCACCCGCAGUGUUUGGACUUCAAGCCGCCGUUUCAGCCGCUGCAGGAGCUGCAGUUCUGCGUCAUGUACAAACACUUCGGCUGCUGCGACUUCGCCAGAGACCAGGAGCUCAUGAAGAAGUUUUACCGCAUCCUGGACAACUUCGACUACUACGGCUAUGAGAAUUGUGCCGGGUACGUGCAAGACCUUCUGUGUCAGGAAUGCUCACCAUACGCUGCUCAUCUUUUUGAUGCUGAAGAUCCCAGUACACCCCUGAGAUCCAUUCCAGGACUCUGUCCAGACUACUGCUCCAUUUUCUACUCUAAAUGCAGAUCCACCAUUCCUCUGCUGUCAGACGACCCACGCCUGUCACAGCUAGAGCACGACCGCACCAGACUCUGUCGGUAUCUGGAGCUGGACGAUUCAGACUACUGCUUCCCUCGCGUCCUGAGCAACGAGGUCUUGAACAAAAACCUGGGACGCGUCACGGCGGAUAGAGAUGGCUGCCUCCAGCUGUGCUUGGAGGAAGUAGCUAACGGACUUAGGAACCCUUUAGCUAUGGUGCACGCCAACGACGGCACACACAGGUUCUUUAUCGCAGAGCAAGUCGGCCUGGUUUGGGUGUAUCUUCCAAAUAAGUCGAAGUUGGGGAAGCCAUUUUUGAACAUCACGAAGACUGUGCUGACGUCUCCAUGGGAAGGCGAUGAAAGGGGAUUCCUGGGUCUCGCUUUCCAUCCCAGGUUUAAGUACAACGGAAAGCUCUACGUCUACUACUCCGUCGAGGUGGGCUUCGACGAGAGGAUCCGAAUCAGCGAGUUUCGGAUCUCCGCUGCAGAUAUGAACGUUGUUGACCAUACUUCUGAAAGAGUUAUAUUAGAGAUCGAUGAACCUGCUUCGAAUCACAACGGAGGCCAGCUGCUCUUUGCUGAUGAUGGCUACUUGUACAUCUUCACUGGUGACGGUGGCAUGGCCGGAGACCCUUUUGGAAAAUUUGGGAAUGCGCAAAACAAGUCUGCUCUGCUGGGUAAGGUCCUCCGCAUCGACGUGGACGAUAACGAGAAGGGACCGCUGUACAAAAUCCCUCCUGACAACCCGUUUGUGCACGAGCGCGACGCUCGGCCUGAAGUGUAUGCCUACGGCGUGAGGAACAUGUGGAGGUGCUCUGUGGACAGAGGCGACCCUUUCACCAAGGACGGCAAAGGACGCAUCUUCUGCGGCGACGUGGGCCAGAAUAAAUACGAGGAGGUUGAUCUGGUGGAGAAAGGCAGGAACUAUGGCUGGAGAGCAAAAGAAGGCUUCUCUUGUUAUGACAAGAAACUGUGUGCCAACAGCUCUUUAGGCGAUGUUCUUCCGAUUUACGCAUAUCCUCAUAAGAUGGGGAAAUCGGUAACAGGAGGAUACGUCUACCGAGGCUGUGAAUACCCCAAUUUAAACGGAAUGUACAUAUUCGGAGAUUUUAUGAGUGGACGCUUGAUGAGCCUAAAGGAGAACCGUAACACACGCCGAUGGGAGUACAGUGAGAUCUGCAUGGGCUUGGGCCAGACCUGUGCGUUUCCAGGCCUCAUUAACAAUUACUACCCGUAUGUCAUUUCUUUUGGUGAGGAUGAAGCAGGUGAACUCUACUUCCUGUCUACUGAAGUUCCAAGUGCAACGUCACCCACCGGGGUUGUGUAUAAAAUCGUCGAUCCGUCACGACGUGCUCCACCUGGAAAAUGUCAUUACACCCCCCUUCCAGUGCAAGUCAAGAGCAGGCUUGUAGCAUUCAAGCCAAAGGAAACAUUAAUUGGCGUUGAAAUACCAACAAAACGACCACGACUCUCAGAAACAGCUGAGUUUGAAAACAAACCAACAGAACCUCCGCAUGAAACGACAAAAGAUUGGAUUCAGGAGUUGUUGGACAUCCUAAGACAAGAGGAGGACACCAUGGGUAUGACCACACCAUUUCCGACGACUACAACCACUACCACCAAGGCCACACCUAGACAUUCCCGUAAAGGCAGACGGAAAAAAGUUAAGAAGUCUGAAAAUGGUGCGGUGAGACUGAUGGGAGAUGAGCAAGGCCGGAAAGACCGUGGCAGAGUGGAAAUCUACGCCAACGGGGAAUGGGGGACCGUCUGCGAUGAUCUCUGGAACACCCAAAACGCCGCAGUGGUGUGUCGACAGCUAGGAUUCAGCUACGCUCUCAAAGCCUCUAGAAAUGCCGAGUUUGGGGAAGGGAAGCAUCUGAGGAUACUUCUGGAUGACGUGCAGUGUGAGGGAACAGAGGAAACCCUUCUGAAUUGCCAGCAUUCAGGUGUAGGCAUACACAACUGCGGUCAUCACGAGGACGCAGGCGUCAUAUGCAGCAAUUCAGAACAAGUCGAAUAUUAGCAUUCAGGACGGCCUCUGUGUGAAAUACAGAUGGAGAAACAGACGUAAAUUGUGAAAAAAAAAUAGCACAUAGGUCUACCUCAUCAACUGAAAUAAUGAGAAAUGUCACAAUAACCGUUAAUGAACGUGUAACUGAGCUCCAUCAUGUUUAAUGAAGCAAAUACAUGUAUGUGAAUACUUGGAUUUUGUAUUAUAUAUUGAAAUAAAGUAAUUAUAUGAA
Messenger RNA from Ictalurus furcatus (blue catfish), 2692 nucleotides. It is a transcript of the gene hhipl1, whose product is annotated as HHIP-like 1. The record is from RefSeq and is a predicted model, not a curated record. Bases 64 to 2472 code for a protein of 802 amino acids. Gene Ontology annotation, cellular component: membrane. Lineage: Eukaryota; Metazoa; Chordata; Actinopteri; Siluriformes; Ictaluridae. The transcript has 9 exons.